Molecule: messenger RNA, 834 nt
Organism: Gregarina niphandrodes
Lineage: Eukaryota; Apicomplexa; Conoidasida; Eugregarinorida; Gregarinidae
Product: putative transmembrane protein
Exons: 1
Coding region: 1-834 (277 amino acids)
Source: RefSeq, a predicted model, not a curated record
AUGGGUGGAGUGACGACAGAGGGGCGUAAGAAGUGGAAGCCAUCGAGAGAAGACGUUCGGUACAUGACGCUGUAUACGAUGGGUAUCUGUGCGCUGCUUGUGGUGUCAUUUGUGUUUAUGAUUGGAUGGCUUAAGUCGGUUCGACGGAUUUAUGGGGUAGGUGGUAAUGGAUGGGAACGUAAGAAUUAUUUGAUGGUAAUGAGGGAGAAAUAUUCCCUUGAAGCGAGCGAUGAAUUAGAACGCUACAAAGAACAGUACAAAAAGGAACUUCUUCCUGCCAAAAGAGAUGAACCACCAUCUCCCAAUAAAUCACCUACUUCUCUCUCUAUUAUGAGCUUCCUAUUGGGCAAUCAUCAUCAAGAUACUGGUUACCAUCAUCAAGACGAUGGUUACCAUCAUCAAGACGAUAGUCAUCGUACAGCUGUCAGCCAUCUUCAAAACACCAGACAAAACACGUCUCCCAGGGAAAAAGCAAAAAAUACACGACCUAAUGGUGAUCGUAGCAAGAGAGGUAAUGCCUUCGCUACGACACCACCCGAGGUCCCAUCAUCCCUCUCGCAAACUGGAAACGUGGGCACCCAGAAUCAUACUUCAACUCAUCCGCACAAAUUCAGAAGAUGGCUCAGCCGAAAGGCAUCCGUCCAACAACCACUAACGACUGCCAACAUUACACCCACGAAAUCACCGACCCAGGAUAUUCCCGCUGAUACUAUUGUCGUUGACAUUAAACCGAGCAACAACAAAAAUAACAACAAAACUGAUGGAAUCUCCGGGGUCUCUACCAUCGACGAUGAUGACGAAGUAUCCCGCAAGAGCAUAUCAGACUGGUUUUGA